CCUCCCUAGGGACAUUGGUAAGAGCCCCCAUGGCAGCUGUGUCAUGGCCAGAGCCUGGUCCUGGUGCUGAUCCUUGUGCUGGGACAGAGGACAGCGCUGAUGGGCCCAGGGGGCUCAGAGGUGGGUCCUGGCCAGGGGGCCCACCCUGCCCCUGGAGCCCACCGGAGGGAUGUCCCGAUGCGGGGAUGCGGUGCUCCCUCUGCGUCCUGGCCUGGUGAGGGUGGUCAGCAGGAUGGGGCAGGGCCUGGUGCAAGCAGACACAGCUGGGCUGGUGUCUGUGCCCCUGUGCGGGACCCUCUGGGGGGCUGGCAGGAGCAGGGUCCCCAGCACGAUGCCUGUGAGCCAGGCCCAUGCCCAGAGCUGGGGAUGCUGCUGUGGAAACAACGGCUCCAGGGCAAGGGCUCUGGAGGCUGGGGCUGCCUGGUCCCCGUGGCUGCUGGCCUUCUGGAGCUGGUGCCAGGUCCUGUCCCCAUCCUUGUCCCUGUGCCAGGCCCUGGGCUGCACCCACCAUCCCCCGGACCCCCAGCUGGUGGAGAGGAGGUCGUGCGUGGCAUUGCCGUUGAGAAGUUUGACAUUGUCAAGAAGUGGGGGAUCAACACCUACAAGUGCACCAAGCAGCUCCUCUCAGAGCGGUUCGGACGGGGGUCCCGCACGGUGGACCUGGAGCUGGAGACUCAGAUUGAGCUGCUGCGUGAGACCAAGCGCAAGUACGAGAGUGUCCUGCAUCUGGCACGGGCACUCACAGCCCAUCUCUACAGCCUCGUACAGACCCAGCACGCCUUGGGGGAUGCCUUUGCUGACCUCAGCCAGAAAUCCCCUGAGCUCCAGGAAGAGUUUGGGUACAACGCGGAGACACAGAAGCUGCUGUGCAAAAACGGGGAGACGCUGCUGGGUGCUGUCAACUUCUUUGUGUCCAGCAUCAACACGCUGGUCAACAAGACCAUGGAGGACACGCUUAUGACAGUCAAGCAGUAUGAGACAGCCAGGCUGGAGUAUGACGCGUACCGCACGGACCUGGAAGAGCUGAGCAUGGGCCCACGCGAUGCCGGCGCUGUGAGCCGCCUGGACGCAGCCCAGAGCCAGUUCCAGAGCCACAAGGACAAGUACGAGAAGCUGCGGGCGGAUGUGGCCAUCAAGCUCAAAUUCUUGGAGGAGAACAAGAUCAAGGUGAUGCACAAGCAACUGCUGCUGUUCCACAAUGCCAUCUCUGCGUACUUUGCUGGGAACCAGCAGCAGCUUGAGCAGACCCUCAAGCAGUUCAACAUCAAGCUCAAGACCCCCGGCGCCGAGAAGCCCUCCUGGCUGGAGGAGCAGUGAGCCCCCCGUGCCCCCCGGAUGGAGGAGCACACAUGGACCUCAGUUGUGGCCAGGGGCUUGUGGGGGCCACAACCUGGGCCUGGUCUUGGAUGGGGGGGGGCCACCAGGUGUGGGGAGCUGCCUGGGGCCCCCCAUCCCACAGCCCCUCCUCAGGGCAGGGUGCAGCAGCUCCUCAGCACAGACCCCACACAGCAGACAGCUGGAGCCCCCCUGCUCCUGACACUCCUAAGGGGCUGGGGACACCCCACUCACCUUGGGGUGAGCCAGGACCUUCCACUGUCCCCCUCUGCCUUCCCGGGGCAGGAUGAGGGUGCACCCCUCCCAGGCCCACUGCCAACUUCCACCCAGAGAGACCCCUGCCCUGUGGCACAGUGGAGCUGGGUGGGGGCAGCACCGGAAAAGCCAGGUUCCCCCUGUGUCAGGGCAGGGCUGUGGGGCCUCCCCGCUGCACCUGGCACCCAGGUAGGCUCCUGCUCUGCCCUCCAGUGCCAGGGACACCCUGGCUCCCUCCAGGCCAUUCACAGGUGUUUCCAGUGUGGCUGCUCUUGCACUCCUGAUUCAUAGGGCGCUGCACCCCCCAAAGACCCCCCCUGCCUCCCUGGGGCAUCCUGGGUGGGCUGGUGAUAGGUCCCUGUGCCCUGCAGCUAGUGGCAGGGGGGAGUUGCUGGCCCGGUCCCCGGGAAGAGGGCAGGGGGCUCCAAGCAGGGACCAAACGUCAGUGGAGGCACAGGGGGGAGCACGCGUGCCCGUGCAUGUCCGUGUGCGGGGCAUGUGUGUCCUGGGGCUGGGGUCCUGCCAGGGUUCACCCCCACCCCUCAAGGGGCCCCCCGCCCACCCCCGCACUUGGGCACUUUCUCCU
Molecule: messenger RNA, 2176 nt
Organism: Cyanistes caeruleus (blue tit)
Lineage: Eukaryota; Metazoa; Chordata; Aves; Passeriformes; Paridae
Source: RefSeq, a predicted model, not a curated record